Molecule: messenger RNA, 2445 nt
Organism: Ictidomys tridecemlineatus (thirteen-lined ground squirrel)
Lineage: Eukaryota; Metazoa; Chordata; Mammalia; Rodentia; Sciuridae
Source: RefSeq, a predicted model, not a curated record
CCUAUGAUCUCAUCAAGACAAUGAAGCAGGGAGGAUCACUGGUUCAAAGCCAGCCUGAGAGACUUAGCAAGAUAGAUCCUAUCAAAAUAAAAUGAAAAAGGGGUUGGGACAGAGCUCAGUGGCUGGCAGAAGGAAGACUGAGAUAGCAUGUGGAAGGCCCUGGGUUCAAUUCUCAGUAUCACACACACACACACACACACACACACACACACACACACACACGCACAUACACACUUCAUAGUUUAGAUUUCCUUUAGGAACCCUGAGCACAUUUAUGAUGAUAACAACAUGAAGAAAUUUUCUGAAGAAAGUAUUCAGUACUAGAGGAAAAGUGUUCUAUAUAGUAAUCAGAGAAUAGAAGCAAGACCUAUACUAAAGACAACAAUGUAAUUUUAAAAGAGGCACUUCUGUAUUUUGAAAUUUCUUUUUAUUUUUUGUCUUUUCCUUUAAAGGAACAGCCAGCUGAAAACUCUCCUGGCCAUUGGAGGCUGGAACUUUGGAACUGCCCUUUUCUCCACCAUGGUUUCCACUCCUGAGAACCACCAGACUUUCAUUACAUCGGUCAUCCCAUUCCUGCGGCAGUACGGGUUUGACGGGCUGGACUUGGACUGGAAGUUCCCUGGAUCUUGUGGAAGCCCCCCUCAAGAUAAGCAUCUCUUCACGGUCCUGGUGCAGGAAAUUCGUGAAGCUUUUGAGGAAGAGGCCAAGAAGAACAAUAAGUCCAGGCUGUUGAUCACUGCUGCAGUUGCAGAUGGCAUAUCCACCAUUGAAUCUGGCUAUGAGAUAUCAAAUAUCUCUCAGUACCUGGACUACAUCCAUGUCAUAACCUACAAUCUCCAUGGCCCCUGGGAUGGCCGCACUGGACAUAACAACCCCCUCUACAAAUACGGCACUGAAACUGGCUACAGUUUCUACCUCAAUGUGGAUUAUGUCAUGAAGUACUGGAGGGACAAUGGGGCCUCAGCUGAAAAGCUCAUCGUUGGAUUCCCAACUUAUGGACGCAACUUCCUUCUGAGAAACCCUUCUGACAAUGGAAUUGGUGCCCCUACUUCUGGUGCUGGCCCUGCUGGGCCCUACACCAGGGAUAUUGGGUUCAAGUCCUACUAUGAGAUCUGCAAAUUUCUGAAAAAUGGGGCCACUCAAGAAUGGGAUGCCCUUCAAGAGGUGCCCUAUGCCUAUCAGGGCAAUGACUGGAUUAGCUAUGACAACAUCAAGAGCUUCAAUAUCAAGGCUCAGUGGCUUAAGCAGAACAAAUUUGGAGGUGCCAUGGUCUGGGCCAUUGACCUAGAAAUUCGUGAAGCUUUUGAGGAAGAGGCCAAGAAGAACAAUAAGUCCAGGCUGUUGAUCACUGCUGCAGUUGCAGAUGGCAUAUCCACCAUUGAAUCUGGCUAUGAGAUAUCAAAUAUCUCUCAGUACCUGGACUACAUCCAUGUCAUAACCUACAAUCUCCAUGGCCCCUGGGAUGGCCGCACUGGACAUAACAACCCCCUCUACAAAUACGGCACUGAAACUGGCUACAGUUUCUACCUCAAUGUGGAUUAUGUCAUGAAGUACUGGAGGGACAAUGGGGCCUCAGCUGAAAAGCUCAUCGUUGGAUUCCCAACUUAUGGACGCAACUUCCUUCUGAGAAACCCUUCCGACAAUGGAAUUGGUGCCCCUACUUCUGGUGCUGGCCCUGCUGGGCCCUACACCAGGGAGGCUGGGUUCUGGGCCUACUAUGAGAUCUGUACCUUUCUGAAAAAUGGAGCCACUCAAGAAUGGGAUGCCCCUCAAGACGUGCCCUAUGCCUAUCAGGGCAAUGACUGGAUUGGCUAUGACAACAUCAAGAGCUUCAAUAUCAAGGCUCAGUGGCUUAAGCAGAACAAAUUUGGAGGUGCCAUGGUCUGGGCCAUUGACCUAGAUGAUUUCACUGGCACUUUCUGCGACCAGGGCAAGUUCCCCCUGAUCUCCACCCUGAAGGAAGACCUGGGCCUGCAGAGUGACAGUAAGUGACAGCAGGGGGUACCUGGGUGUAUGAAUUUUCCUAACUCAGAAGUCAGCCUUGCCAUCUGCCCACUAAGUGCACAGGGAGACUUCCCAUUUCCUUACACUGUUCUUGCCCAAGUAAGAGACAGGUGCGGGCAUCCUUUCCCAAGACCUGAACUUCCACAUCAAGAAUUUUAUUCUCAUGUGGAAAACAAGCCCAACCUGGGUUGUUCUUUACACUGCUAAGUCUUAAGGUUGUGCGAGAACCCACGGAAAUUAUACUGAUCUUCAGAGUAAAAACCUGCCUCUACAAUCCUUUCUUCAAAGUCUUUCAACCCACCUGGAGAGAUCCAACAAGAACUCCUCUCUACUUCUCUCCUGUCUCCAAUCUGUCAUUGAGGGGACACACCAGCUCUCUAAAUUGUUACCAGGUUUUCUCUUAGAGCUUACUUGUUCACCACUUGUACCCUCAUCCUAAAA